UUUUCGACGUUCGACUAAUCGGGUAUUGCACGGACGAUAUUUCGAUACCAAACAAACACUACCUGGAUGAAGAUAUAAGCUCGUGUACGGCGUUCAAAUCGUUUCGUUCUCCUUUUUUGCGAGAACUGCCGUGGAUCUGAAGAACCUGUAGAAUCUGAGGUUAAACGUCUCCAUCGCAAAAAUGUCUGGAGAAUUCUAUUUGCGGUAUUACAUAGGACACAAAGGCAAGUUUGGACAUGAAUUUUUGGAGUUUGAGUUCCGUCCUGAUGGUAAACUACGAUACGCCAACAAUUCCAACUACAAAAAUGACACAAUGAUCCGUAAAGAAGUGUAUGUUCAUCAACCAGUAAUUGAUGAGCUCAAACGUAUUGUAUCCGAUUCCGAGAUUAUGCAUGAAGAUGAUGCGCUGUGGCCACCACCUGAUAGAGUUGGCAGACAAGAGUUGGAGAUCGUCAUUGAUGAUGAACAUAUAUCAUUUACCACUUCUAAAACAGGAUCGUUGUUGGAUGUAAAUACAUCUAAGGAUCCAGAAGGUCUCAGAACAUUUUACUACCUAGUUCAAGAUCUAAAAUGUUUCGUAUUUUCAUUAAUAUCAUUGCAUUUCAAGAUCAAGCCAAUUUCAUAAAGAGAUCAAUAAAUUAAAGAUAUUUCAUUUAAUGUUCUACAACAAAAAAAAUCCGAAUGUUCUAAAAAAAAAUAACUUAAUCAUAGUAUAAGUUUUGAAUGUUAAACCAUUUUAUACUGUCUCAACUUUGAUAUAUUCAUUUCUAAACUGUUAAGAAAUUUAAAAAAAAAGUAGGAAUUUAUACUGAUUUAAUAUUAUAUUUAUUAUUAUUUUAAAAAUACUAGUAGAUUAAGUUGACUUAAAAGUUAUUAUUUAUAAAUAUUGACUCAUUUUGAUAUACUUUCCAUUUUAUAUUCACUACAAAUUAAAUAAAACAACAAUUUUAAUACAGAAUAAAAAUCUUAAUUUUUAUGAAUACCAAAAUACCUAUCAAUUUAUUAUUAUACACGUUUAAAGUAGUCAGACUUGCAAGUUGUAAAGUUCUAAUUAUAAAAA
Molecule: messenger RNA, 1060 nt
Organism: Myzus persicae (green peach aphid)
Lineage: Eukaryota; Metazoa; Arthropoda; Insecta; Hemiptera; Aphididae
Gene: mago
Product: protein mago nashi homolog
Exons: 2
Coding region: 182-625 (147 amino acids)
Biological process (GO): RNA splicing
Cellular component (GO): catalytic step 2 spliceosome; exon-exon junction complex; nucleus
Source: RefSeq, a predicted model, not a curated record